ACCACUGCCAUUCUACCUACCACUGGCACACCAUACCACAAGCCACCCCAUCAUGGCAUCAUCAGCACUCCCAAUCCCCCGCGGCACCUUCACCCAUCUCUCCCGCCAACUCCAGCAAACCCGCCGCCACGCCUCCUCCACCACCAUACCCGCCACCCCGUUCCCCGCCGGCCUCUUCAAACCACCUUCCUCAAUAAUAGCCCCCUGGAAAACCAUAACCGGCGCCCGCGAAUGGCAAACAAGCACCUACCACUACAACCCUCAAACCGCCGCCACCCUCCCCACAGCCGCGGUAACAGCCACAAACCUCCUGAACAACUACGCCACCAUGAUCCGGUCUCGCGGGUUAGCAUCCACCGGCUCGAGCGGGACGGCGAGGUCUGCGGUGGCGAUGCGGAGGAAGUCGUUUGAGAAGGUGUAUGUGGGUGGGAUGGGGGUGAAGGAUUUCGGGGACAGGGUGGUGGUGGACGCGUUUGUGUUUGAUGCUGUGGAGGCGGAGAGGGAGGAGAGGGAGAGGAGGGAUAGGGAGCGGAGGGAGCGGAGGAAGGCGGAGGGUGGGCAGCAGGGUGAAGGUGCAGGGGCGGGAGGGAGGAGGAGGAGACGGCCGCCGCCUGGUGCUGGGGCGGUGGGUGCUGGUGCAGGGGCGAGGAGGUUUAGUAGGAAUGCGGGCGCGCAGAGGGCUGCUGGAGCUGGGCGGUGAUUAUUCUGCGUGUGGAAGGUGCCAAGCGGAGGAGAUGCGAUCUCAGCGGUGCCACUUCGACUGCGUACACUUAGGAAAUCGAAGUGUACGCCGCUCUACCGGCCUUCUCUUUCCGUGCAUGGCGCGAAAGACCAGAACUGCUUUAGGUGCGUGAGCUCGCCGAUUGAUUCCGAUGAGGCGAGGGUUGAGCCGUGGACUGGUUGUAGUCGUGGACGGUCACACUUGCGUUCGCCGAAUAUGAUUUGGGCUUCCUUUCAUGAUCGCGGCACAG
Molecule: messenger RNA, 971 nt
Organism: Baudoinia panamericana UAMH 10762
Lineage: Eukaryota; Fungi; Ascomycota; Dothideomycetes; Mycosphaerellales; Teratosphaeriaceae
Exons: 1
Coding region: 53-700 (215 amino acids)
Source: RefSeq, a predicted model, not a curated record